Mucor velutinosus is the source of this 1485-nucleotide messenger RNA. RefSeq names its product translation initiation factor eIF3 subunit g (gene TIF35). Gene Ontology annotation, molecular function: protein serine/threonine kinase activity; ATP binding. Gene Ontology annotation, cellular component: cytoplasm. NCBI's taxonomy places the organism in Eukaryota, Fungi, Mucoromycota, Mucoromycetes, Mucorales, Mucoraceae. The transcript is spliced from 6 exons. Gene Ontology annotation, biological process: protein phosphorylation; regulation of MAPK cascade; intracellular signal transduction. The record is from RefSeq and is a predicted model, not a curated record. Bases 1 to 1485 code for a protein of 494 amino acids.
AUGUUGAGACGCAAAUCGUCUACGAUAAGCAAUAGCUCCAAUAAAAAUGAUACGCAUUUGGCAAACAAUCAUUCCUUUGCUACUUCAACAUUGAACAAGGCCAAUGGUAAGGCAAUGAUUGAUGCAUUGAAAGAGAGCAGAAGACGUGCCUUUGGCGGUUUGCUUGGCAAUAAGAGAGCCUCGCUGGGCAACCUGAGAAAGUCCAAAUCAUCGACUACAGCAGAUAAUCGUCAAUCAUCAACCCGCCAAGCAGAAAUGCUAACUACCAUGGAUUUAUCCAUGAAGAGACGAUCCACAGGCUGCUUGAGAAGAGACUCAGUAUAUUCCAGCAAGAGCACAAAAUCCACAUAUUUCUCCAAUACAAAGGUUUGGAGAUCGCCAGGAUAUUAUGAAAUACCCAAUGUUUUUGGAAGUGAUUGUUUCCUGAAACCGGAACCUCUCAUUGAAAAGACAUACACCUUACGUACAGUCAAUUUGCAGAAACACAUAUCCAAACAUCCUUGGCGUCCAGCAGGCAAUUACACAGAGAUACCUCAACUACCGCCACUUGUAAGAACAGCAAACGAAUUCGAAAGAAAGAUAAGAAAAGCACUACCAAAAGUACCAGUAUCUUCGCUGGAUCCGCGUAAUAAAUACGACAGCUUCAAAGAAAUAGGCACAGGUGUAAAUGGUUCAGUCGUUAGAGCACAGCAUCGAUACAAGAAAAACGUCUAUUUGGCCAUCAAGCGGUGUCAUUUGGAUCCUGACCGUGAAUACAAGGCAUCCAUCAUCCGUGAAUUGCGCAUCAUGGCUACGGGUCACACAAAUCUCAUCCGACUACGAGAAGUUUCAUUGUGGAAGCAAGAUGUUUGGAUGGCCAUGGACUUGCAGCGCUGCUCUGUGUUUGCUGUACUCUGUCAACGUGGUAUUCCAGAGCAAUACGCUGUUCACAUUACAUGUGAGACGUUGAGGGGCCUUGCGUAUUUGCAUUCAAGACAAUUCAUUCAUCGCGACAUCAAGUGCGAAAACUUGCUUUUAGGGUGGAAUGGCGAAGUCAAGCUAGCUGAUUUUGGUCUUGCAACAAGAACAAGCCGUCGUAACCGUGAGAGAUUAGGUACAAGCAAAUGGAUGGCGCCUGAAGUCAUUCGUGAACAGCCGUAUGAUGAAAAGAUUGAUAUGUGGUCCUUGGGUAUUACACUCAUUGAGAUGAUGGAUCGUGUUCCGCCUCAUUACCUCUUGAAAGAUGAAACCGAACUGUUUACUGCUAUUUUGAGUGAACCCAGCCCCACCUUCACCUACAGCUAUCCCACCAUGUACAUGAGAGGCCUUGUUGCUUGGCUAUUAGAUGAAGCGCCCUCUACAAGACCACAUGCUGUCGAUGUUUUACAGGAAAUUGAUGUUCACAUCCAAAGCAGAUUAUUGCAAUGUGCUACUUCAAAUGAUUUAGCUAGAUUUGUUAAUCAUGUUUUAUCUCCAAAAGCUUCUUCUUCUUCUUCUUCUUCUUGA